This is a messenger RNA of Chiloscyllium plagiosum (whitespotted bambooshark), 1158 nucleotides long. Its product is annotated as stimulated by retinoic acid gene 8 protein-like. Gene Ontology annotation, molecular function: protein dimerization activity. Gene Ontology annotation, biological process: oogenesis; meiotic cell cycle; cellular response to retinoic acid. Lineage: Eukaryota; Metazoa; Chordata; Chondrichthyes; Orectolobiformes; Hemiscylliidae. The record is from RefSeq and is a predicted model, not a curated record. Gene Ontology annotation, cellular component: nucleus.
AUGGAGAGCUCUGGAGAAUGCACUAGUCCUUACACAGAUGCUAGCCCUAGCUUUUUGGCAAUGCUGCAGGAAGUGGAACCUCGGGUGGCUCGUCGCCGCCUUUCUCAAGCCCGACACCGUGCAAAGCUGGCCGGUCUUUUCAAUCAUCUACGAGACACAGUAUGUCCUCAGUCCAAGAGGACCAAGAGGACCACUUCAAAAUGGCAGGUACUGCGUAAGACAAAGAAUUACAUCUUGGACUUAGAACGAAAGCUAGAAACUUUGCUGAAACUUAAAGAAGCAUAUCACUUGGAAGAUGGUCAUCCGUCAAACCUGGAAGAAGUAAAAGAGCAAUACAUCAGUUACUACAAGGAGCAUUGUGACUUGGCAUCAGCAAAUCUACCUGGUAAGACGAGGAUGGCUCUUUGGCAGUGGCUGAGAGAAUACAGAGGUCACCCUGCAGAGAGUGAUUUGAAACCAGUUUAUUCCCAGUCUCCUGUGAAAUCCUCAGCAGAUCUCAUAGAAUUUGAAGGAUACUUGAAUUUUUACAAAGAAACUGUGGACCUUUUAGUGGAGAAUAGGAUAGUGUCCAUGGAACAGAUCACCCUCCCCAUUGUAUCAAAAGCAAUUUCACAUCUCUGGCAGAACAUGUCUGGGGAAAAGAAGACAGACAUCUUCAAAAAAUGUUCUCAAAGGGUGUGUUUGUCUCCAGAAGAGCAAAUCACAUUGCCGAUCCCUUUACAGAUGGACUGUACUGUGAGGGACAGAGCUUUAGACAGCCAGGGAGCAAGUGGUUCAUCAGAAUCCAAUCACGAUGAGAUGCUUUUUGAAGAUGCAUUUGAUUUAGCUUCAGGAUUCUUGGUAAAACCAGAGCUGAAUGCACAAACAGGAAUAAAACGGGAAAGCAGCUCCAUCUUCACUCAUUGUUCCUCUGAAAAUCCAGAAGAGACCUGUAUUCUAUAUAAGCAGAUAAUUAACUUUGUGAUGGCUCGAUCUGGUACAGUCACACAUCAUUCUCAGAUAGACUCUCAUUGGAUCUCGAUCAGUCAACCAGAAGGGGAAGCCACUGCCGACGAACACGGGACCGUUCUAAAAAGAACGGGACGCAUCUUCCCAGCUGUCGACGGUGCCUACCCUGCUGGUGAUGAUGGACAUCCCGGACGAGCCCCCAAAUUGUGA